UGAAUGAAACUGUUGUUGAAAUUUCUCAUCGAGAGAAGCAGAAGAAGUGGAAGACGGUUGUUCUGACGAGUUUUAACCUUAUUUGAUCAAAGAAGUGAUAUGGCAGAGACUCCCCCAGAUGAUUCUGUUUUUGAUGAUCCUCCUCCGCCAAUUCCAAGGAGACCAAGCAGGUCACCAUCUCCUACGUUGAUUUUUCCUCUCCCUAAAUCUUCUACAAGGGCAGUUGAUGCAUCUGCAACUCAUGUCUCAUCAACACCAGUCCACGACACCAAUUCCAAUAUAGUUUCUACAAGUGAUGGUGAUGAUUUUCCCUUUAACCCAGUGGAAAAUGUACAGGAUCAGUCUCAGAAUAGCUUGGGAGCACUGGGCAGUGCCCUUCAACGUCGGCUCUCUCAGUCUCCAGAGGGACGGAGAGCUCGUCAGAGACGCCGAAAGUCAUCUAAAGACACUCCCCAGACUAAGGAAGAUCAGGCUAUAUCUGCCAACUCAACCCCCUUGAGGUCAGGUCCAGUUGUCACAGAUUUAGAUCAGGCCAUGGCACAGAUGGAUCAGUUGAAGUUACGCACAAUUUUUGGAGAUCAAGUGACAGAGAGCGAGUCUGCAAGUGUGCCUACUACUCCAGAGAGUAUGUCCAAUAGUGUCCUCAAUGGUCAAGAUGGUGACGAGACCAACAUAGAUGAUGAACCACCCAGUGCUAAGAUGAUUGCAAGUUUGAAACAGAAGUCCCUGGAAGCUGAACUGUCUCAAGAUAUUCCAAGCACCCCCAAGGCAGCACCAAUGUCUGGCAGAAGGCGGAGGUCCUGCAAUAAAGAGAGAUAUACGCCUUCUCUCAGUUUUGAUGAUGCGAUUAAGUGGCCCGAUAGUCUCCCUCAGGAUUUGAGUAUAGAAACAUCUGAAGGAUUCAGUGGUGAGGCCCUCUCCACCUGGUUGUGCUGUCUGUUUGACGAGUCUCAUUACCUGUAUGCGACCUUGUCCCGGCAUGACUUCCGAGUGAUUGCCUCACAGUUUUGCACUCAUCUCUUGGCAGCUGGUGUUCUGAAAGAAGAGGAUAAAAAACACAAGGGGAACAUCUUCAAGGUAGGGCUAAUAUGUGAUUGUCAGUUAUGAUAUACACUUAUCAGGCAUUCAAGCCCAUCAGAGCCUGUUACUACUUGUGGAGCUAUAAUUUUCUCAUCAACCCAUAGUGAGUCUUUGGUUCCUUGACUUAAAAAAAAAAUUUUGACUGUCACUGAAAUUUGUUCUCUAAUCCCCAAGCCACUGACAACCCUGACUUGGUCAGUUGAUACUAAAGGUGUAAAACACUUUGUUGAAACAGAGGUGAACUGUGAAAUUUUGUUUAGACUGAGGAAGAAAAUUCUCUAAUU
This is a messenger RNA of Aplysia californica (California sea hare), 1364 nucleotides long. RefSeq lists its product as uncharacterized. The record is from RefSeq and is a predicted model, not a curated record. The transcript has 6 exons. NCBI's taxonomy places the organism in Eukaryota, Metazoa, Mollusca, Gastropoda, Aplysiida, Aplysiidae. The coding region runs from base 100 to 1107 and encodes 335 amino acids.